Centropristis striata (black sea bass) is the source of this 3507-nucleotide messenger RNA. RefSeq names its product zinc finger protein 271-like. Gene Ontology annotation, biological process: regulation of transcription by RNA polymerase II. The transcript is spliced from 2 exons. Lineage: Eukaryota; Metazoa; Chordata; Actinopteri; Perciformes; Serranidae. The record is from RefSeq and is a predicted model, not a curated record. Gene Ontology annotation, molecular function: RNA polymerase II cis-regulatory region sequence-specific DNA binding; DNA-binding transcription factor activity, RNA polymerase II-specific. The coding region runs from base 328 to 2799 and encodes 823 amino acids.
GAACCGGAUGUUGUUCUUCAAGCAAUAUGGCGACUAGCGUUCGUAGUAACCGCUUCUUCUUUGUGUGAGAAAGUUUGUGUUCUGAUUCGUCAAAGUCUCCGUAUGUCCGGAUAAACCUGCCUGACUGGACUCUGUGCUGUUCACCGUCUUUUUCUGGAUGUUUUUUCCUCUGACUCAUCUCUCGGUAGACUAACGUAGAAACAUAUUCAAGUUAGCUUAGCAUGCUAGCUGGCUAGCAACGCGGCGCUAGCCAGAGUGACUGAAGGAGGGAAAACUGUGUUUCUGACGGAGUUUGUGUGGAGACAAAGUUUGUGUCUCUUUGUGACAAUGUCUAAAGUCCAAACGGUGAGAGCGCUGGUGGAGCAGCGACUGACUGCGGCUGCUGAAGAGAUAUUUGGGCUGUUUGAAAGAACGAUAGCAGAGUACGAGGAGCAACUUUGUCGUUCAAAAGAGAAGAACGAGCGACAACAGAAACUACUGGACGCUGUUUUCAACCCUCAGAUUCUGCUACACAGAGCAGACGUUCAGCAGCUGUCGGUGAGCGAAGACGAGUUUCCCUCUGAGCAGCAGGAGAGGAGCUGCAGUCUGGACCAAGACCAGGAGGAGCCAGAGCCGCCACACAUUAAAGAGGAACAGGAGGAACUUGGGAGCAGUCAGCAGGGAGAGCAGCUUCAGGGGCUGGAGGAGGUUGAUAUCACCAAGUUCACAUUCACUCCUGUCCCUGUGAAGAGUGAAGAAGAUGAAGAGAAACCUCAGUCCUCACAGCUUCAUCAAACACAAACUGAACAGAUGGAAACAGAAGCUGAUGGAGAGGACUGUGGAGGACCAGAACCAGACAGGAACUCUGAUCCAGAUCCACAUUUACAACCUGAUACUGAGGAUGAGUCUGCAGACUCUUCUGAACCUGAGACUGAUGACAGUGCUGAUUGGAAGGAGACCAGAGAACCUCAGUCAGGUUUGAACUGUUUGAAAAAAGAUCGCCGCACUUUUACACGGAGUGGAACUUUAAAGUCACACAAGAGACUCCACACAGGAGAGAGACCUUUCAGCUGCUCAGUUUGUAAGAAAACUUUUAAACAGAGUGGAAUUUUAAAGUCACACAUGAGAGUCCACACAGGAGAGAGACCUUUCAGCUGCUCAGUUUGUAAGAAAACUUUUACACAGAGUGGACAUUUAAAGUCACACAUGAGAGUCCACACAGGAGAUAAACUUUUCAGCUGCUCAGUUUGUAAGAAAACUUUUACACAGAGUGGACAUUUAAAGUCACAUAUGAGCUUCCACACAGGAGAGAGACCUUUCAGCUGCUCAGUUUGUAAGAAAACUUUUACAUUGAGUGGAAAUUUAAAGUCACACAUGAGAGUCCACACAGGAGAUAAACUUUUCAGCUGCUCAGUUUGUAAGAAAACUUUUACACUGAGUGGAAAUUUAAAGUUACACAUGAGACUCCACACAGGAGAGAGACCUUUCAGCUGCUCAGUUUGUAAGAAAACUUUCCCACAGAGUGGAACGUUAAAGGAACACAUGAGAGUCCACACAGGAGAUAAACCUUUCAGCUGCUCAGUUUGUAAGAAAACUUUCAAACGGAGUGGACAUUUAAAGUCACAUAUGAGCUUCCACACAGGAGAGAGACCUUUCAGCUGCUCAGUUUGUAAGAAAACUUUCCCACAGAGUGGAACGUUAAAGGAACACAUGAGAGUCCACACAGGAGAGAGACCUUUCAGGUGCUCAGUUUGUACGAAAACGUUUACACAGAGUGGAGCUUUAAAGUCACACAUGAGACUCCACACAGGAGAGAGACCUUUCAGCUGCUCAGUUUGUAAGAAAACUUUUACACUGAGUGGACAUUUAAAGUCACACAUGAGACUCCACACAGGAGAGAGACCUUUCAGCUGCUCAAUUUGUAAGAAAACUUUUAGACUGAGUGGACAUUUAAAGUCACACAUGAGACUCCACACAGGAGAGAGACCUUUCAGCUGCUCAGUUUGUAAGAAAACUUUUACACUGAGUGGAACUUUAAAGUCACACAUGAGAGUCCACACAGGAGAUAAACUUUUCAGCUGCUCAGUUUGUAAGAAAACUUUUACACUGAGUGGAAAUUUAAAGUCACACAUGAGACUCCACACAGGAGAGAGACCUUUCAGCUGCUCAGUUUGUAAGAAAACUUUCCCACAGAGUGGAACGUUAAAGGAACACAUGAGAGUCCACACAGGAGAUAAACCUUUCAGCUGCUCAGUUUGUAAGAAAACUUUCAAACGGAGUGGACAUUUAAAGUCACAUAUGAGCUUCCACACAGGAGAGAGACCUUUCAGCUGCUCAGUUUGUAAGAAAACUUUCCCACAGAGUGGAACGUUAAAGGAACACAUGAGAGUCCACACAGGAGAGAGACCUUUCAGGUGCUCAGUUUGUACGAAAACGUUUACACAGAGUGGAGCUUUAAAGUCACACAUGAGACUCCACACAGGAGAGAGACCUUUCAGCUGCUCAGUUUGUAAGAAAACUUUUAGACUGAGUGGAAAUUUAAAGUCACACAUGAGACUCCACACAGGAGAGAGACCUUUCAGCUGCUCAAUUUGUAAGAAAACUUUUAGACUGAGUGGACAUUUAAAGUCACACAUGAGACUCCACACAGGAGAGAGACCUUUCAGCUGCUCAGUUUGUAAGAAAACUUUUACACUGAGUGGAACUUUAAAGUCACACAUGAGACUCCACACAGGAGAGAAACCUUUCAGCUGCUCAGUGUGUGCUGAAUCUUUUACACAAAGUGGGUAUUUAAAGAGACACAUGAGAGUCCACACAUGAGAGAAACCUUUCAUAAAUGUGCUGGCCGCUCGUCCUCAAAGUUUCAUCAAACUGAGGAGAACAAAAGGCAAAGCCUCAAGUCUUUUUUUAAAUGCUACAAAGCUUGUAGUAACUUUAUAAAUAUUUAUUCUAUUUGUAUGAAAUGUACUAACAAUCUCAAUAUAAUUAAACAAUACUUUCUUUUCCAUGAUGUGAUAUGAUAUUCAUUUCCUUUUUUUGUUUGUUUUACAAAACAAAAAUUUGCAAACUGAUAUUUUAAUUCAAUAUUAAAAAAAAGUGCAGAGGCCUGUACUACGAAGCAGGAUUUGAGGGUCAGUGAGGUAACCUGAGGUUUAACCCUGGUUAUCAGUAUCUCUGUCUGAACUGACUGUUAACACUGUUGAGAGCAUCAAAGCAAAAAUAAUCUGAAAUUCAAAAUGUUCUGGUUUGUUUAACACUUAUUUUAAUAACAUAAUUCCAAAUGUGUUCCAUCAGAGAUUUGAUUUUCUUGAAUAUAAAUCUAGAAUGUAGAAGAUUUAAUGAAAGUAAAUCAACCAGUGAGUCAGAAGGUGAGACAGCUUCUGUACAUUAAUAGAAUAAUUACUGUUCUCUAAUAUUCUGAUUAAAUAUUCUGACUUAUGUGCAGAUCUAUGUUCUCUCAGGCUGUUUUAUUUAAUGACUUAAUUGUUGUCUGCACAAUAACAAACUUCACACCUGUGUGUGUGUGUG